AUUAGGGAUAGUACCAGUGAAAGAAAACAAUGUAAAAACAAAGGAACUAGCGUGCCCUCAAUAAGCAACUUCUCCACUUCGCCAAAUUUGUAACGCUUUUUAAACCAAAACAAAUACCUUACUUGCAGGCCACCUCGACGCCGCCGCCGCCGCCGUCGCGAACCAUAAAAAAACCCCAACCCUACCGCUUCGCCGGCGAAACCGGGGCUGGCGGCGUCGGGGACUAUGGGGGAGUACGCGGCGGUGAAGACCUCGGUGUGGUGGGACAUCGAGAACUGCCAUGUCCCCCGCUACUGCGACCCCCACCUCAUCGCGCAGAACAUGAGCUCCGCCCUCGCCGCCGCCGGCUACACCGGCCCCAUCACCAUCUCCGCCUACGGGGACACCAACUGCGUCCCCAACCACGUACAGCACGCCCUCUCCAGCACCGGCAUCGCCCUCAACCACGUCCCCGCAGGUAUUAAAGAUGCAAGUGAUAAGAAGAUCUUAGUUGACAUGUUAAUCUGGGCUAUUGACAACCCUCCACCGGCAAAUUAUUUGCUAAUAUCUGGUGAUCGGGACUUCUCGAAUGCCCUUCAUAAGCUAGUGAUGAGACGGUACAAUAUUCUACUAGCACAACCUCCAAAUGUGUCUCAAGCGCUUACUGCUGCAGCAAAACAUGUUUGGCUAUGGAAAGACCUUGUGGCUGGGGAACCACCAUUGGCAGAGUCCCCAUACGUAAGUAGCAUAACAAAUGGCAGUGUGGAUCAUUCAAAUGCAUUGAAGAACAUGGUUUCAGAUUCUUCAGAUGCAACUCCACAUAAUAGUACUCAAGGGCAGAAUAACAUUCCCUGUGAUCAGCAAAAAGGUGGUAACGGCAAGGCAGAUAAACAAUAUAAAGUUAGGCAACCUCGGAAAAACCAGUCAGAUAAUGUAUCUAAGCCAACAAGGACCGAUGAAGCUUCAGUUGAUGGAGUAUCUGAUAGUUCUAAAGGAAGCACUGCUACCGAGCCAAAUCAAUCUCAGCCUUCAUCAUCCUCAUUACCAAGUUCUGAUUUGCAAGAUGGGGGUGGGGCACAGGUGGAUCAUCUUCCCAGUCCAAAAAGCCAGCCAUCUCCCCAGUCCAAAAAGCCUGUAAAAUCUACUCUUUCCCAUCAAAAGAGUGCUCCUCAUGACUUUUAUGGCAAGAAGCCUGGUGUGUCAACUGAGUCUUCAUCUAAAAAUGGUGCUCCUGACGUGACUAGCAAUGGUCGUCCAAAGUAUCAGAAAUCCCAAUUCUCUCAGCAACCAAGACAACAGAACCCAGUGAACCAUCGUCCUCAUGGUGGAUCUGGCCAAUCAUCAAACUCACAUAGAAGCAACUCAUGUCCAGCACCAGCUGGGCAUAAUGGUAUUCCUACUGCACCAAUGCAAUUCUGGCCAAGUGGCCCACCUUAUCAUGGAGCACCAAUCAAUUAUCCUGAUAUGAGUCGGUUGAAUAUUUCUGAAUACCCUAGAGGUAUUCAUAAUAACCAAGGUUUGCAUGCCAACUACCAUCCAAACCAUCCUGGUGCCCCACAUAUCAUUCAACCUGGUUACAAUGAUUAUAGUUACAGACCUCCAACUCAGCCUAACAUGCCUAGCAACAUGCAAAAUAUUGGACACUGGGGAGCCAACCCGGGAUGUCCACAGCCAUCUUCGGACCCUCAAGGUCUUGUAAGACAUAUCUUAGGUGCUUUGGAAGUUUUGAAGACUGAGAAGAUUCCCCCAACAGAACAAUAUAUAGCAGAUUGUAUAUGUUAUGGUGAUGCUAAUCUACCAAAUUUUGAUGUUAAGAAGGCACUUCAAGUUGCCAUGCAGCAUCAAGCUGUUGUCAAGAAAAAGCUAGGGAAAAUGUCAUUCUUUCUGGGAAAAGGCGAAAAUCUCUGGAAAUGUGUUAAUAUAAUGGAUGAUAAUGCAAAAUAUCCAAAAGAAACUCUAGACUCUGUUCAUGCUUUCAUGUCUUCAGCUUCAGGCCAUUCUGAGAUAAAGAGUUCUCAAUCUAGGUAUCAAGCUGCUAUUAUGUUGAAGAAAACAUGCCUGAAGCAUCUUGCCCUUGCUGAAGUCCUUCAGGUUCUGAAUAUCAUAAUCAACACAAAAAAGUGGUUCGUGCCCCAUUCUUCAGGUUGGCAGCCAUUGUCCUUCAACAUAAUAGUGGCUGAUGCUACUACUGCCGCUAGUGGAAAAGCUUAGCAUUGGUACAUUAUCUGCUUGUACCAACUGAACAUUUUGAGGUUCUGGUGGUCAGUGCAAGCUGCGUCUGCAAAAGCUAAGUUGUGUUGAUGUUUCCUAGCACUUGCUCUGCAUUUUGCAAAGUUUGGGGAUAUUAAGUAGUUUUACACAGUAUCUGAGCAGGAGUGGAACAGUAAGUAGCCUUAGACCUGUUACAUUUUAGUGGGAGUCAGUCUGUCAAUAUACUAUUAGGCAUGUUGAAAGAACUCGUCCGGGUUGCCCUGGCUGUGGUUAUUCCUAUGGGUCAAUGGUGAUAGAUGUGGUGGUAAGAUGAUUGUGCAAUCAAAGCAUAAAGCGGUUCAGAAGGACUAUAACCUUUUGUUCAGGCAGUAUACUAAUGCCUGAUGCUGGUGGUUAUGAUAUGCUCUCAUUGUACCCAGAUGGCUUAAAAGGCAUCCAUGAAAUAUGAGUUGACAUGAAGGAAAUUUUCUGUAGUAUUGGUAGAGCUGCAUAGCUGCUGCUAUUAAGAUACUAAUUGAAGCCCUGAGCUAUCCAUAUUGUAUUCCCAGUUUCUACAUGUACUCAUUGCAGCAAGCAUGGAUAGAUGGACCCUGUGAAGUUGAGUGUAUCCACUUUUGAAGCAUGACAACAGAGUCUGAAAUGCAAGCAAACUGCAUUAAAGACAGUCAUGUUGGUUGCAAGGUUACCUAUAGUUUGGUUGCCUCUUGCCUCUGCUGGGAAGGGUUUGUAGUUCAUCUAAGCGCCUUUCAGCAUCUUUGCUCCCACCUUAGAUGGUGGGAUGUUUCUUGUAAUGCUGACAAUUAUCAAACUAUUAUGGUGCUUCUUGUAAAUCUUACUGGUUGCUGAUUCUGUGCCAAGAGCCCUGUUUGCCAUGUUGGUUGGGAGUGAAUGGUUGAUGAUUCUGUUAAAUGCUUUGAUA
Molecule: messenger RNA, 3109 nt
Organism: Sorghum bicolor (sorghum)
Lineage: Eukaryota; Viridiplantae; Streptophyta; Magnoliopsida; Poales; Poaceae
Exons: 3
Coding region: 226-2190 (654 amino acids)
Biological process (GO): regulation of gene expression
Cellular component (GO): peroxisome
Molecular function (GO): RNA nuclease activity
Source: RefSeq, a predicted model, not a curated record